Gasterosteus aculeatus aculeatus (three-spined stickleback) is the source of this 1730-nucleotide messenger RNA. The record is from RefSeq and is a predicted model, not a curated record. NCBI's taxonomy places the organism in Eukaryota, Metazoa, Chordata, Actinopteri, Perciformes, Gasterosteidae.
UUACAGCUGCCGGAGUCUCACAUUUAAUAGGACCGUCAAAGUUUAAAGAGUGACAUUUCGCCCAGCGGUUAGUAUCUCACAAAGGCACAUCAAUGGAUAUUUUUCCUUUACUUUGUACGGUUGUGGUGGUUUUUACAGGUUUGACCAAAGGAGCUGGUGUGCUUCCAGGUCCUCUGAACGCAGCUGUGGGAGCGACAGUGAUGUUCAGCACAACUCUGACUCCACCAGGAACACCAUUUCUAACAGUGAGGUGGAGAUUUGGUGAGAAGGUAAUACUUGAUUACAAUGCCACUAGCAACAUUCCUCAUCCGGAGUACGAGGGCAGGAUCACUUUCUUCAUAUCUACUGGAUCUCUGGAGCUCAGGAACGUGACUUCUAACGACAGUGGACAGUACAUCGUUAUCAUCAUUACAGGUGCAGGACAAAUACAGGAUGGGAACACAGAACUGGGCGUACAUGUUCCAGUUUCUGAUGUCACGGCAACAGCCAGCAGCAGGGACUUGCAGGAGGACACCUCUGUCCGUCUGUCCUGCUCCUCCUAUGGAUCCUCUCUGUCUUUCUUCUGGCUCAACGGCAGCUCUCAGCUUACAGCCGGCGACAGAGUUCAGCUCAGUGACGGAGGCGCAAAUGUCACAAUUAAUGUGACGCGCUACGACCAGGGAACAUUCAGGUGUUGUGUGUUCAACCUUGUCAGUGAAGCCACGAGUGAUCCAAUAAGCCUCUCCAUCAGCUUUGGUCCAGAAAAUAUUAAUUUGACAAUAUCUCCGUCACUUGAGCACUAUGAUGAAGGAUCAGAAAUCAGGCUGACGUGCUCAUCUGAGUCCAGACCUGCUGCCCAAUUUAUGUGGUUUCUAAAUGGGACCAUGCUAACUUCUACUGAACCAGAGCUCAGUCUGGUGAAUGUUCAGAAGAACCAGAGUGGAAACUACUGCUGUCAAGCCUCGAACAACAAAACUCUGAGAUCGAUACAAUCUCAGCCUGCAGCCGUCUCUGUACUGAAGAGAAUAUCAGGUGCUUCUGUCACAUCGCAAACAAACCUGUCGAUUGAGGGGAACUCUUUCAACUUGUCAUGUGACGCUGGUGGCUCGAUGAUCUCCAGAGAGUGGAAGAAGGACGGCGUGAAGCUGACUCCAGAUGACCACCUGUCACUUCAGGAGAACAACAGAGUGCUGACUUUCAACAGUCUCAGGAGAAACGACACCGGAGUUUAUUUGUGUAACGUCACCAACCCUGUGAGCCAAGAAGGAGCUGAAUACAAGAUGGUUGUUUACUAUGGACCAGAAAAUGUUCAAAUCAAAGGUCCAAGUGAUAUUGAUUUGAAAACGACGUUAACAUUAACUUGCUCUGCUGAGUCCGUACCUGCUAGUUACACCUGGAUGCUGAACUCGACAAAGAUACACAAUUCUGCCGUUUACACUAAAGACAACACUGAACCUUCUGAUGGCGGCAACUACACCUGUGAAGUGAUGAAUAAUGUGACUGGGAGAACAUCGACAGCACUCCAUAGAUUGUCUGUAACAGUUCACCCUCCAGGCACAUCAUCACCAUGUUCGGCUGGUUGCAUCGCUGGAAUAGUCAUCGCAGUUUUAGUCGUCUUAGGAGCAGUUUGCGGAGCGAGCUUCUUAUAUUACAAAAAAAAACCAGCAAACAAACACUCCAUCAGAAGCCCAACCGCUCCAACAGGUAUGAGAGUAUAUGAACUUUAUAACAGUAUCUACUGGCUUCAUUAA